AGGUGAGAUCAGCUGCAGGGCCUGGCAGCCUGGGAGGGAGGGAGGAGUUGAAGAAAGGCUGGUCUCUUAGGCUGACACUGUCAUGGCAUAUCUGGCCUGGGCAAGGGCUGAAUCACCUGGGACAUGGGAAGAGCUUGAGGCUCCAGGGAAGCUCAACCCAGGGCAGCCUUCACUGACUGGUCAUUGGUGGCUUUGGACCCCAGUCUUGUGUUCUGUAGCUGACCCACCCACACUUAAGGCUCUGGAGCAAGCUUUCCCCUUCCCACUGGAGGCUUUGGGAGGCAAGUAACACCUUCUUCCUCGCCCUUAUAUCUAACCCAUCACUGUGCCCUCUACAUCUGAAGUUUCUUGAAAGGAAAGGGGAUGUGAUACACCCUAGGUCAUAUAGUGAGUAUAUUUAGGAGCUAGGAGGCCAAGCCAAAUCCAUGGCCACCAGCAACCCAAGCAGAGGAUGGGAAGGCAUUAGAUACUGGCCACCAGACUGGAAGCAGAAAAAUGCUGGUUGGCAAGAGACAGAUGAACUGAAGUGACUUUAUAUACAAUCCCCCCAUCCCCACUCCCUAUACACAUAGUCACAUAGACACAGGGUCACUUCCUCCCUACUUGAUAAAGCCCAGGAAGAGAAUAAUGAGAAUUAUUUCUAGAGUCUCAAUCACCCCUCAAUUCCCUCCUUCUGCAAAUCCCCUCCAACCCCUUGUGCUUGUCUUUGUGUCCCAGCGAUGACUCAGAUGUGGCCCUGCCCUCUUGGAGUUCACCAUGUAGAAUAAUAGAGGUGAUGGCCACUAUGCUAGAACUAUGUCAUCAGAGGGAACUGGGGGAGCACACAGAAGGAGGCAAUCUACUUGCCUGGGUGGCAAAUGCAGUCAGAGAAGGAUCUACAGCCACUUGAGUGAAGGUUUGGAGAACGACUAAGACAAGGGGACAAAGGACAUUGUAGGGAGUCUGAGUGCCAGGAACAAAUACCCCAAGGAGAUAGGACUUGUGAUAUUCAGAAGGCAGAAGCAGGGGAGUGUGGCUGGAUGUGCAGAGAGAGGUUGGUGCCACAAAUUCUUGGGGCCCCUUAAAGUUUGGCUUUUAUCCUGAGAGCAACGGGAAGCUAUCAAAGAGUUGCACGCAUAUAAACUAUUAAACUGACUUGUGUGUGGAGACAGGGUGGGAAGGAAGGCAAAACCAGAGGCAGGGAAACCAGCAAGGAGGCUGGUCCUAUAGCCCAGGCCUGCACUAGGGUGGUGGCAGUGGGCAUGGACAGAAGUCUAUGGAUUGGAAGGCCAUUUGGGACAUAGACUUGACACAGCUUGACGAAGGAGGAACUGUUGGUCCAUCCUUUUGAUCCCAUCAUCUGAUAGGCCAACUUUUAGCCAACCCUAUGCCGUCUGUUCGACGGCAGUUAAGUUCCUCACAUAAGAGGCAUUCCCUGGACCCACAGGCAGGGUUGGGGCUUCUUUUGAAACUCCCUCCUUCCUAGUCCCCAACCCAGUGCUUUGCACAUAGCAAGUACUCAGUAAGCAUGAUUCAAUGACACAAGUACUCAAAAAGCACAAAUGAAUGACACUUAUCAAACUGCACUGGUCCUAGGGGUCUGGAUGUGUCACCUGUGAGGUGGCCCGGCCUGCUGACAAGGUGCUCCCAGCAUGGCCUUCCAGGGUGAGAACUUCUCUAGUGUUGCCGGUGAGCCGGGCUCCCUCACUUUCUUCUUCUUCCCAGCCUCUGGGAUUUCCUGUAUGAUCUCAGCCUCUGGCCCCCUUCCCCCCCUCCCCGCCCCUGUCUGGGAUCUUCAUCUGUAAAAUGGAUCUAGGAACAGUGGUUCUCGACAGAAUUAACCCAAAGCAUCUGUGGAAGUCAUUGGCCUUGAACCGGGGCCAGAUCGCGUCGGGUGUGGGCAGGGGCGCAAGUAGGCAGCCGGGGCGUUCAUGUGGCGGAGACCUCCCGGUCCGGAGCCGGGAGCCCAAAGGAAUUUGCCUGGAAGUUUUCCACCGUGGCAGAGCCUUCUGGAGAUUGCUCUGUGCUCGCCUCGGGGUGCCCCGGCCUUGAUUUCUCCAGUAGCCCCGAGGGGCGGGGCUGGGAAGGAGCGGGAGGGCCGAGGACACUGGCGGGAUAAUGUGCGGAAUGUGCCAGGCUCAUCUACCUACCCCAAGAGAAGGCAGAGGAAGGGGGCCGGCCGAGGGGAGGGGCGAGGGGCGAGGCACUGGGCGCCGGUGAAAACCUGUUUGUUCUCCUGCGGGUGGAGCCCAGUCCGCGCCUCCUCGCUGCCCUGCACGCUCUUCGCUGCACCAGGCUCCCGCCGUCCCACAACCGCCGCCCCGGGCCCGGCCUGGCCUGGCCCGGUUGGGCGCUGUCCACCCGAGGGAGCCCGCGCCCCGUGUCCGCCCGCUCCUUGGCCCACCCCGCGAGCCGGGCACCUGUGCCAGGAGCCCUGUUGAAUCAACUGAGAAGGGAUCUGCAGAGCAAGCGCCAUGAGUAUCUCAGCUCUUGGAGGCAGCACCAAAGGGAAACCACUACUACCAGGUGAAGAGGAACGCAAUAAUGUCCUCAAGCAGAUGAAGGUUCGGACCACGCUGAAGGGGGACAAGAGCUGGAUCACCAAGCAGGAUGAAUCAGAGGGCCACACCCUAGAGCUGCCUCCUGGUCGGAGUCGAGCCACAUCCUUUUCAUCAGCUGGGGAAGUCCCGAAGACCAGGCCUCCUAGCACAAGGGCUCCCACUGGCUAUAUCAUCCGGGGAGUGUUCACCAAGCCCAUAGACAGCUCGUGUCAGCCACAGCGGCAGUUCCCCAAGGCCAAUGGAGAUCCAAAAAGUGCUGCUGGUCUGCUGAGAGCAGCUCCCAGUGGGCUUCCUCGGCCCUCCUCCUCCGGCUAUAAGAUGACCACUGAGGAUUACAAGAAGCUGGCACCCUACAAUGUCAGACGCAGCUCAGCAUCAGGGGAUGCUGAAGAGGAGGAGGUUCUCUUCUCAUCUGAUGAGCAGAAACGGAGGUCAGAGGCUGCAAGCAGUGUGGUGAGGAAGACAGCCUCCCGGGAGCACUCCUACGUUCUGUCAGCAGCCAAGAAGAGCACCAGCCCUGCCCAGGAGAUGCAGGCUCCGUUCAUUGCAAAGAGGGUUGAGGUGGUGGAUGAGGACAGGCCUUCUGAGAAGAGCCAGGACCCACCUGCUCUAGGAAGAUCCUCUCCUGGCUCGAGCAGUGUGGAUGGAGACAGAGCCAAAGUGUCUCAGGGGAUUUGGAUUGAGCACAUGCUGACUCUGCCCAGCCCUGCCAGGAGCUGGGAGCCCAGUACAAGAGGUGAGGAAGUUGUCCACCUGCAGAUCACGACACCUGGGGCAGGACUCCGCCUGAUGACCCCAGACCUGGAAGGAAUGAGGUCUUCCCUGGGCUCCAAAUACAAGGAGGACCCCAGCCCUAGAGAGGCCAAGGAAGACUUGGCUGGUGAGGAGGCCUGCAAGGGCCCCAAUCUAGACCUAAGGUCAAGUGCACAGUCAAGUGAUGGCAAUGUGGGAUCCAGAGCCAUGGGCUUCCCACCUGAAGGCUUGAUUGAAGCAGACAUUGACUCUGGGAGAGGAGGCUCCAGCUCCACUUUGGCCUCUGCUGGACCAGCUGACCAGAAGAGUGACAGUCCAGCAGACCUGGAGGACAAGGAUGCACACUCGAAGGGGUGUUCACUCUUCCUCAGCACCUUGGCUGAUUCUGAAGACAAGAAUGUGGCUGCCACGGUGGGAGAGACCUGGCAGGAAAGGCCUGCAGUCCUGAGAGGUGGCCAUGGGGACCCAGCUGCACCCUCCCAGCAGUCUGCAGCCCCCAGGACCCCAGAGCAGCAGAGCAUCCCCAGAAGACCAGAGCAGCUUGUGGAACUGAACAGCCAGGCCAGCAGGUGUUCACUGUUCCUCAGCACCUUGGCUGAUUCUGAAGACAAGAAUGUGGCUGCCAAGGUGGGAGAGACCUGGCAGGAAAGGCCUGCAGUCCUGAGAGGUGGCCAUGGGGACCCAGCUGCACCCUUCCAGCAGCCUGCAGCCCCCAGAACCCCAGAGCAACAGAGCAGCCCCAGAAGACCAGAGGAGCUUGUGGAACUGGGAAGCCACACCAGCAGGGUGAAAAACCCCUCGAGCUGUAUGGUCACUGUUACCGUUACUCCUACUGAGCAGCCUCAUGUUUACAUCCCAGCCUCCCCAAGUGAAUUGGACUCCAUUUCAACCAGCAAAGGGAUUCUCUUCAUGAAGGAAUACAUGAAUGCUAGUGAGGUAUCCUCUGGGAAGCCAGUGUCUUCAUGCUAUGACAGCAUUAGAAGCAUUGAAGACUCAUGUGAUGUGGAGAAGAAACCUGCAUGUGACAGCUCUCUGUACUCCGAAAGAACAACUGGAGGGAUCUGUACUUACUGCAACCAGGAGAUCAGAGACUGUCCAAAGAUUACCCUAGAGCAUCUUGGCAUCUGCUGCCAUGAUUAUUGCUUUAAGUGUGGGAUUUGCAGUAAACCAAUGGGUGAGCUCCUGGAUCAGAUCUUCAUUCACCAUGACACCAUCCACUGUGGGAAAUGCUAUGAGAAGCUCUUCUAGCUCUUCCAGGCUGAGAAGAAGUUGAUGACUCCUGGACAAGUUUGGCUGUCCUCAGUUGCCCCAAGUUGCUAGCUCCUCUUCCCUCACUUUCCUCCUCCCCAUUUGAUUUCUUCAGACUUUUGCCCUUCUCAAGUUGAACUGAUUGCAUCUAGUAGAGUAUCUUAAUGAUGACAAUAACGUGUGUGUGUAGCUUUUAAUAGCUUAGCAAGCACUUUACAUCUAUGAUCUUAUUUCAGGCUCAAGAAAAAAAAAAGAUUGAACAAGAAUUCCAUCUUGGCUUUCUUAAGAUAGGUUGGCUUCCUGAUGAGUUUAGAUGGUCUGGUACGAUAGGCAGGAGCAUGAGUUUCAGCGUGUCCUGACUUUUGGGACAGAGAGCAACCCCACAUUCUAGGUUACAGCUCUAAGUGUAUCUUUGGGGCUUGAAAACAAGAGGUCUCCUGAAGCUUCUGAAGGGCCAGGUGGGUAAAUCUCUGGUGGGUAAAUUGCAGACAUUGAAUGCUAGGGAUUGGCUUAGGCUAAUAUUUAGCUUGUCUGUUAUAGUUGCCAUAUAUAUGUGUGUAUGUAUGUAUACAUAUAUAUAUACAUACAUUUAUAUAUUUAACUUUCCAUACACAUUUAAAAAUAGUUAAUUGCUUUUUAUUGAGUUAUAUAGCAGAUUUUAAUUAUCUUCUUCCCACUUUUCACUAUAAUUGAGGUUUUUUUUUUUCCUGCAAGCUUGUGGGCAUGCAUUUGAAAGUCUACACAGAUAAGAUUACAUUCCAUGGGGUGUGAUUCUUAAGAGGCCACUGACCAAAGGAACAUCUGUCUCUGAAUCUUGAUAGCUGAUUAAUACCUUUUCCCUCAAUUCCAAUAGUUACACAGAAAUCUUCAAAAGUAGGUUUCAGGUUGUAUAGACUCCAGCAGGAUUAAGAAGGGAGAAAAACAGUUAACAUUUCUCAAGGCCUUACUACCUAUCAGGCAUUAUCACAAAGAGAUGGCAUCAAUCCUCAUACUAAUCCUAUGCAGAGGUUAUUUUUGUCCCCAAUUUAUAGAUGGGAAUAUCAAGGCUCAGAAGGUGGUCACUACAUCGUGUGGAACCAUUGCUGUCUCUCUCCAGAACCCAUGUUCUCAGUAACAGUAACCACAUUACCAAGCAUUGAUUUAGUGUCGUGUGCCAAGGUCUGUGCGGAGGUUACCUCAUUUUACCAAGUAACAUUGCCCUCCAUAGGUCUCCCCUGAGGCAUACUCUUACAAAGAGAGGAAAGUAUAAAAUCAUGUUCCUCCUCUGGGCAUCCUAGGUCUCCCUAUGAAGUACCACGAAAGUCAAAGUGCCCUCCUUCCCUCUCCUCCCCUUUCUAUGAAAAUAAUUUUGAACUGAGAUACUCUUCCAAACUUAGAUUUCUCUGCUGGGUAGAGACUUGACUCACAGACCUUCCCAAAGAAGAGCUUGUCAACCCAGGGAAAGCCACAGUGAGCUACCCGAUCUGAGCUAGCCAGGAUAUCAGCAACUACUGGAGUCCCAAGUACUUGGAACAGAGAAACUUGUUGACUGUCUAAACAAAUUGCAGGCCCAUCCAUGUGGUCAGCUGAUACUCUACUCAGGUUCAACUAAGCUCAUCUGCCUUUGGGACCAGGAUCACUGUGUAAGGUCCUUGAGAGGAAGGACAACCUGAAAGUUUUCUGAUGAAAACUGAGGGUCUGUUCCCUUAAUUUAAUUAGAAAAUGUCUCCAUCUCUCUCCAGUUUCUGACUCCUACGCACAUUGGCUGGUGGACUUGUCUUCCUGUCAAAUGAUCAGAUAGGAACAUUCCAUUUAUUUGCAUAGAUGUGCAUCAGAUUUGCUCUGGAGGGGAAAAGUGAUACAAUAGGUCAUGUACCACUAAAUAUGAGCUGGUAUUCCCCAGGUAUAGUCCACAGCGAGGGAUUUGGCACAUGAUAGACACUGACACAUUGGUGCUAAAUGAAUGAAUAAAAGGGAAAGAAAGGCUGCUCCUUUGUGUUGGAGGUACCAACCCUGAGUCAGUAUAGCCUAGUUGAUCGAGUACAGGAUAAAGAGAUCCAAGAUAGGCUGACUUCUCCACCUUUAAGAUACACUGUGCCUUUAAGGGAGUUUUAGAACCAAUAUGCAAGAAAUUGAUGGAAAGCUUGUAAGAUCAAUAUUGAGUUCUAUUCAAAACAGACACUUUCAUGUCUAAAAAGGCACAAAAUUCUGCAGACUUAAGAGAGGUGGUUGCAUUAUACUUUUGCUUCUUUUUAAUUGUCUAGUGUUUUUAAUCACAUUUGCUUAACCCAAAUUAAUGUACUCAAUUAUAAUAAAUAUUGAGAUAUUAAAUAUGUCAAUGUAGUCAA
Messenger RNA from Acinonyx jubatus (cheetah), 6868 nucleotides. RefSeq names its product zinc finger protein 185 with LIM domain (gene ZNF185). The record is from RefSeq and is a predicted model, not a curated record. Lineage: Eukaryota; Metazoa; Chordata; Mammalia; Carnivora; Felidae. The transcript is spliced from 24 exons. Bases 2454 to 4541 code for a protein of 695 amino acids.